Molecule: messenger RNA, 4632 nt
Organism: Limanda limanda (common dab)
Lineage: Eukaryota; Metazoa; Chordata; Actinopteri; Pleuronectiformes; Pleuronectidae
Gene: adgrb3
Product: adhesion G protein-coupled receptor B3
Exons: 30
Coding region: 1-4632 (1543 amino acids)
Biological process (GO): cell surface receptor signaling pathway; neuron remodeling; adenylate cyclase-activating G protein-coupled receptor signaling pathway
Cellular component (GO): postsynapse; synaptic cleft; plasma membrane
Molecular function (GO): G protein-coupled receptor activity
Source: RefSeq, a predicted model, not a curated record
AUGAAGGCUGUUCGAAACCUGUUGAUUUAUAUAUUUUCCACCUAUCUUCUGGUUAUGUUUGGAUUAACUGGCGCCCAAGAUUAUUGGUGUUCCACUCUGGUGAAGGGGGUCAUUUAUGGAUCAUAUUCGGUGACUGAGAUGUUUCCUAAGAACUACACAAACUGUACAUGGACGCUGGAGAAUCCAGACCCAACCAAAUACAGCAUCUACCUGAAGCUAUACAAGCGAGACUUGAGCUGCUCUGAGUAUUCCCUGCUUGCUUAUCAGUUUGACCAUUACUCGCACGAAAAGAUCAAUGAGCUGCUGAAAGUCAACGAGUCUAUAGUGUACCUCUGCGAUUCCAAGAAUAUUUAUAUAUUUUUGCUGUAUGACAAGAAUUUUGUCCAACUACGGAGAGUUUUCCCUUAUGAUUAUAACGGAUUGACGCCGCAGAAGCUGGAUGAGGAGGAAAAGUCCAAUGUGGAGUUUCUGGUGUUGAAUAAGGCGAGCCCGAGCCAGUUUGGGUGUCAAGUGCUUUGUACAUGGCUGGAAAACUGCCUGAAACAAGAGAAAGGGACAGUGGAGACGUGUGGGAUCGUGUACACAAAAUGCACAUGUCCCCAGCAUUUAGGCGAUGGAGAAUCAGAGAGCGUGCUCAUGCUCAAUAACGUGGUUUUACCUUUGAAUCCACAAACGGAGGGUUGCUUGUCACCCCAACUGCAAACCGGGCAGGUCUGCAACCUGAGUUCAGAAGUGAAACGACCUCCUAAAGAAGAAUAUGGAAUGAUCGGAGAGCAUACAGUAAAAAGUCAGCGGCCAAGAUCAGUUCAUGACACAAAGGCCCUGCAGGAGCAAGCUGAGUCUGCUAAAUUUAUGGCACAAACUGGUGAAACAGGUGCAGAGGAGUGGUCCCAGUGGAGCUCAUGCUCUGUAACAUGCGGUCAAGGGUCGCAGGUGCGAACAAGAACAUGUGUCUCUCCAUACGGAACUCACUGCAUCGGCCCUUUAAGAGAAUCAAGGGUUUGCAAUAACACUGCCCCUUGUCCAGUACACGGUGUAUGGGAUGAGUGGUCACCGUGGAGCCUGUGCUCUUUCACGUGUGGCCGAGGGCAUCGCACUAGGACUAGGGUGUGCGCCCCUCCCCAGCACGGAGGCAGGGCCUGUGAUGGACCUGAGACCCAGACUAAGCUUUGCAACAUAGCCCUGUGCCCAGUGGAUGGACAGUGGCAGGAGUGGAGCUCUUGGAGCGAUUGCUCGGUGACCUGUGCCAAUGGCACUCAGCAGAGGACCAGGCAGUGUUCAGCAGCCGCCCAUGGGGGAUCUGAGUGUCGCGGUCACUGGGCAGAAAGCAGAGAGUGCCAUAAUCCUGACUGCACAGCCAACGGCCAGUGGAAUCCUUGGGGUCCGUGGAGCGGCUGCUCGAAGUCGUGCGACGGCGGCUGGCAGAGGCGAGUCCGGGUGUGUCAGGGGGCGGCGGCGACCGGGCAGCAGUGCGACGGCAAGGGAGAGGAAGUCCGAAAGUGCAGCGACCAGCGCUGCCCAGCACCGUAUGAGAUUUGUCCCGAGGACUAUGCGGCGUCCAUGGUGUGGAGACGGACGCCUUCGGGAGAACUGGCCUUCAACAGAUGCCCCCCCAAUGCCACAGGCACCACUAGUCGACGCUGCUCUUUGGAUCACCGCGGUAUGGCCUUCUGGGAGCAGCCCAGCUAUGCUCGAUGCAUAACAAACGAAUUCAGAUACUUGCAGCAAUCAGUUCAGGGGCACCUUGCGAAGGGCCAGAGGAUGCUGGCUGGGGACGGGAUGUCCCAAGUCACGAAGAACCUUCUGGACCUCACCCAGAGGAGGAACUUCUACGCCGGCGACCUGCUGUCGUCUGUGGAGAUCCUGCGCAAUGUGACCGAGACAUUCAAGAGAGCCAGCUACGAGCCUUCGUCUGACGAUGUGCAAAACUUCUUUCAAAUCAUCAGCAACCUCUUGGAGGAGGAAAAUAAGGAGAAAUGGGAAGAUGCACAAAAGAUCUAUCCUGGAGCAGUGGAGCUCAUGCAGGUCAUAGAGGAAUUCAUCCACAUCGUCGGACUGGGCAUGAAGGAUUUCCACAACGCCUAUUUGAUGACUGGGAACUUGGUGGCCAGCAUCCAGAGACUUCCAGCAGUGUCUGUAAUGACUGACAUCAACUUCCCCAUGAAGGGUCGUAAAGGCAUGGUCGACUGGGCCAGAAACUCCGAAGAUAAAGUGGUCAUCCCGAAGGGCCUCUUUGUUUCCCAGUCAGCAGAUAUGGAAGGAUCCCCCACCUUUAUUCUGGGAACAGUUCUCUACAAAACUCUCGGACUCAUGCUGCCUUCACCAAAGAACCACACUGUUGUGAACUCCAAGGUCAUCGCUGUCACGGUGAGACCUGAGCCCAAAGUGACGGAGUCCCACCUGGAGAUCGAACUGGCUCACCUGGCAAACGGAACAAUGCACCCGUACUGCGCCCUGUGGGACAGCAACAUCAUGAACGAUUCCUGGGGAGCCUGGUCCAAAAAAGGAUGUAAAACGGUGCUCACAGAUGCAUCCCAUACAAAAUGCCUGUGUGAUCGUGUGUCUACCUUCGCCAUUUUGGCUCAGCAACCGAGAGAAAUAACCAUGGCGUACUCAGGGGUCCCAUCUGUGACAUUGAUAGUUGGCUGUGGUCUGUCCUGCCUCGCCUUGAUCACGUUGGCAGUGAUCUAUGCCGUGCUAUGGAGGUACAUUCGCUCGGAGCGAUCCAUCAUCCUGCUUAACUUCUGCUUAUCUAUAAUCUGCUCCAAUAUACUGAUCCUUAUUGGACAAACACAGACACACAAUGUGGGCGUCUGCAUCAUGACAACAGCCUUCCUGCACUUCUUCUUCCUGGCAUCGUUCUGCUGGGUGCUCACAGAGGCCUGGCAGUCCUACAUGGCAGUGACGGGAAAGGUUCGGACUCGGCUCAUCCGCAAGCGCUUUCUGUGCCUGGGCUGGGGGUUACCAGCUUUGGUGGUUGCCGUUUCAAUGGGAUUCACCAAAACAAAAGGCUAUGGGACACCCUUAUACUGUUGGCUGUCUUUGGAGGGUGGGCUCCUCUACGCCUUUGUUGGACCUGCAGCUGCUGUUGUUCUGGUUAACAUGGUGAUCGGAAUCCUGGUGUUUAACAAACUGGUGUCCAGAGACGGCAUCCUGGACAAGAAGCUGAAGCACCGUGCAGGACAGAUGAGUGAGCCGCAUACAGGAUUAACUCUCAAGUGUGCCAAAUGUGGCGUUGUAUCAACAACUGCUUUAUCAGCAACUACAGCUAGCAAUGCAAUGGCGUCCCUGUGGAGCUCCUGUGUGGUCCUACCUCUGCUGGCGCUGACCUGGAUGUCCGCAGUGCUCGCCAUGACGGACAAGCGCUCCAUCCUCUUUCAGAUCCUCUUCGCCGUCUUCGACUCGCUGCAGGGUUUCGUCAUCGUGAUGGUGCACUGUGUCCUACGGAGAGAGGUGCAAGAUGCUUUCCGAUGUCGGCUGAGAAACUGCCAAGACCCGAUCAGCGGUGACGCAACAGGAACCUUCCCUAAUGGACAUGCUCAGAUAAUGACGGACUUUGAGAAGGAUGUGGACAUCGCCUGCCGAUCAGCACUCCACAAAGACAUGGGCUCUUGUCGCGCAGCCACCAUUACAGGCACCCUCUCCCGCAUCUCCCUCAAUGAUGAAGAGGAUGAGAAGAUCCCCGAGGGCCUCAACUACGCCACGUUGCCUGGCAACAUCAUCUCCAAAGUGAUUAUCCAGCAGCCCUCGGCUCUGCACAUGCCAAUGGGAGUGGGUGAUCUGAAGGAGCAAUGCAUGGCCGACGGCAGCGGAGACAUGCGCCGCGCCGUUUACCUGUGCACCGACGACGCCAUGCGGCAGAGUGACCAGGACAUGGGCGGCCACGGCAUGGGCGGCCACGGCAUGGGCGGCCACGGCAUGGGGGGCCACGACAUGGAGGGCCACCCGAUGCAGGGUCAGAUGAUGGAGACGGACUACAUCGUCAUGCCCCGGGCCUCGGCGGCGUCGGGUAACAUGCCCACUCUCCUCAAGGACGACACCAAGAUGAACAUCACUAUGGAUACGCUGUCGCACGAGAGGCUGAUGCAUUACAAGAUGAGCCCCGAUUUCAAUAUUAGCCCGUCAGGCAUGGACCACAUGAAUGUGAACCUGGAGCAGCAGUAUCCCAGCGCUCCGGAGCAGAUGCAGAACCUGCCCUUUGAACCCCGCACGGCGGUUAAGAACUUCCUGGCGGAGAUGGAGGAAUCUGCCGGGCUCUCUAGGAGUGAGACAGGGUCGACAAUAUCUAUGAGCUCCUUAGAGAGACGAAAGUCGCGAUAUUCCGAUAUGGACUUUGAGAAAGUCAUGCACACCAGGAAAAGACACAUGGAGCUGUUCCAGGAACUGAAUCAGAAAUUUCAAACCCUGGACCGAUUUCGAGACAUACCAAAUAUGGGCAGCAUGGACAAGGCAAUGCCAAACAAGAACCCAUGGGAGAGCUACAAUCCAGCCUGUGAGUACCAGAACUACGCCACUAUGAAUGUACUAGCAUCUGACCCCAAGGACUCACUGGAGAUGACGGCCGCAGAGUGGGAAAAGUGUGUCAACCUCCCCUUAGACGUCCAGGAAGGAGACUUCCAAACGGAGGUCUAG